ACCAAAUGGAUCAACCAGAAGAUGACUCAGAAGACAUAAUUAACUCUUCCCUGAACAAAGUGAAGACUUAUAGAUGGUUCUUCUUUUUAGGGAUAAUUCCAAUAAUCCUCUCCUUCGCUUUCAGUGACCUUAUUGUAGAUAGUUUGAACUUUUUAGAACUCAUGCCACUUGGAUUAGAAUGAAAAACUUCUAAAAUGAGCUCUAAUGGUGAAGUACUGUGGGUUUCUUGAUCAAUCAACCGUAUAUGCAACCAGAAGCAUGGUGACAACAUCAUACGUGAUGAUAGAGGGAUUGCUGUCUCUCGCAAGGCUCAAGGAGACUAUUACUCUCUCCAAAAUUGGGUUGAAAACAUGGAAAUUCAGUGAAAAAGUAAUUUUCAAGUUGGUGCCAUUGGAUCAGCUGCUUUUGUUGGAAUGACAAUUGGCUCAAUCCUUGGAGCUGGUCUCUCUGCUAAGUAUGGCAGAAAGUUGAUUUAUAUUGGAGGACUCAUACUUACCAGUUUGUCUCUGAUUAUCGUCACAGCUAUUCCUACAUACUACACAGGAAUCUUUGCACUUUUGGUGUACGGAAUUGGAGUAUUCCCCAGGAUGACAAUAGGCUAUGUUUAUGCUCUCGAAAUCACUCCAGAAAGGGCAACAAGAACUCUUGGGAUGCUGAUGUUUGUAGGAGAGUGUACUACUAUUAUAUUCUCUAACCUCUACUUGGUGCUUGGAGGUAGAAAUGCUCUCUUUUUUGUCUGGAUUUCCUUAGCUUUUUCAGUUUCUCCUUUAAUUUUCACUAUAAUUCUUCCUGAGAGCCCAAAAUAUCUUCACUCUGUGAAAAAUUAUGAAGGAGCUAAGAAGAGUUUACAGAAAAUAGCAGCAUUGAACGGUCAAAAAGGAGAGGAUUUCAGCGACUACAACCCUCGGAAACGAACAUCCAUGUCUCAUACUGGCGAAGUGGAUGAAAAAGUUGCUUUAUUCGGCUUCCUAGAUCUGUGGAGAGACAAGACCUCUCUUAAGAACACAAUCGCCAUGGCAUAUCUUUGGGGUUUCUAUACAUUUGGUCAUCACUGAUUAAUAUUCAUGGAGAAGUACUUCCCAGGGGACAAGUACAUGAAUGGACUAAUGAUAGCUAUUGCUGUAACUAUAGCUCCCUUGCUUACAAGGGUUAUCCAAGUGUAUAUGUCAAGCAAGAGCAUAUAUGUUCUGUUCUCAUGACUAUCAAUCUUGUUUAGUGCUCUACAUAUGAUGGCAUUCUCCAACGACUCGAUUCCAGCCCUUGUGAUGGUAGUCCUGGUUGCUAUUUGCAUUGAUGCAAUCGGAUUUACCAAUUAUUACGUGGAAUUUGAAUAUUUUAACCCAAAAAUUGCCACUCUUGCCUAUGGAAUCUGAUCCCUAGUCGGAAGAGGCUCUGCAAUAUUUGCUCCAUUAGUGGUAGAAGAACUAGAUGACACAAUGUUCAUCUUUUUCUUCAUGUCUAUUGUAGCCCUAUUAAGCAUUGUAUUCAUCGAAAAACCAGCUGUCACAGAAUUUAAGAACGAGAACCAAGAUGAUGAGAAGAAAAAUAAGGAAAUAGACUGGUAA
Moneuplotes crassus is the source of this 1565-nucleotide messenger RNA. NCBI's taxonomy places the organism in Eukaryota, Ciliophora, Spirotrichea, Euplotida, Euplotidae. The record is from the annotation of a GenBank genome assembly.